Plasmodium gallinaceum is the source of this 2022-nucleotide messenger RNA. RefSeq names its product conserved Plasmodium protein, unknown function. The record is from RefSeq and is a predicted model, not a curated record. The transcript has a single exon. Lineage: Eukaryota; Apicomplexa; Aconoidasida; Haemosporida; Plasmodiidae. Bases 1 to 2022 code for a protein of 673 amino acids.
AUGGAUAUUGAAAAGGUAUAUGACGUAAACUUUAGUGAGGAAAACAUACUUUUGAGAAAAGAAAACGCAGAAGAUAAAAAUCUCCAACAUAAGAAAGAUGUUAAAAACUUUUGUAGUUUAUCAGAAAAUUAUAAUUUUUUUAAAAGCAGUAAUUUAAAUGAUGAAUUAUAUCAUGAAAGAGAUAAAAAUAAAAACGAAAAUACAAAUAAUGAGAUUAUGGACAUCUAUGAAGGGAAAAGUGAAAAUUUUUAUUAUGAAAAGAGUGGAUAUUCGGAUGUAGAAAAAAGUGAUUUUUCUUUUGAUGAAAAAAGUGAAAAUAAUUUAAAUGAAAGAAAUGAAUACUCAUUUACAGAAAAAAGUGAUUUUUCAUUAGAAGAAUUGAAUAAAAAAAGAAGUGUAUCAUCUUAUCCAUUAUAUGAUGAAAAUAUAUUACAAACAAAUGUAGAUUUAGAAGAAAAUAUAUAUAAGGCUAUGGAAAUAAACACUUAUAAUGAAAAUUAUGUAAAUAAUUAUGAAAAAAGUAAAUAUGUUCCAUUAAAUACAAAUAAAUUUAUACAGAGAACAAAAUAUGAUGAAGAAAAUAAUAUGAAUAAUAAAAAAAUAAACGGUGAGGAAAAAAUAAAAUAUAUAUAUAAAACAUAUACAGCAGCUCCAAUUUCUCAGACUGAGAAAACUGGACUUUGGUUAAUUGACACAGUUAAUGAACUAUUAGAUAAAUUAUGUGACAAUAAAAAAGAUUAUUAUUUAAAUAGUUUAGACAUAGUACAAAAGUAUCCUAAUGAUGAUUUGCUUUAUACAAAAUUGAAUGAAAAUAUAAAAGUGAAAUGGCCAGAUUUUUUAAAACUGAAUAAUUUAAUAUAUUAUAAUCACAUUUUAAAUAUAUAUGAAAGUAUGUAUAAAAAGUUCAUAAGUGACGAACAAACAAAUUUUGUCCAAAAUAAAAAGUUAAUGAAAAAAACUAAUUCUAUACCUUUACCAAAAUUUCCAUACAAAAAUUUAAAAGAUAGAUGUAUUUCAAAAUAUUAUGAAAAUUUACCAGAAUUAAAAGUUAUUAAUGAAGAAAGUGAGAUGUCACAACAUAAUAAUACAAAAAAUGAUGCAUUUCUAAAUUUCUUUUUUAAGAAUUUUAUUGAUCAGAUAAAGAAUAAAUAUAAUGAAUUUUGUGAUAAUGUUGGAGAAAAAUUAGAAAAAGUAGAAAAAAAAAAUUAUAAUUUUAAAGAGUAUUGUAUGGAAGUUUCAAAAAUUUUCGCCAGUAAUAUUCUAAAUGUGAUAUCAUUUUCUAAGUUCCCAGUAUUAUUAAACAAUAUUUUAGAAUCUGUUCAUGCUUGCAUAAAAUAUCAAAAUGAAGAAGAAAUAGAAGAUAAUGUUUUAAGUAGUUCAUCCAAUAUACACAAUAAUAAUAAGAUGGAAACCAUUUAUUCUUUACCAUUGGAUUCAUGUAAUACUACUUUUAAUUUAAACACAACUAUUCAAUUAAAUAAUAUUCAAAAUAAAACUACUCCGUUAAAUUCUAAUUAUUUUGUAUGUCCCACGAAAGAAAAAAGGAAUACAUUAUUUACAUCAGCACAAAAAAAAUAUAAUUACACUAGCAACUUUAAUUCUUUACCAAAAUAUACGAAGACAUAUGCAAAUAACAGAAAUAAAUUAAGUAAAUGUUUCAGGACUGAUGAUAUAUUAAAAUAUAGAGAAAUGAAACAUAAUGCUUAUAUUAACACAAGUAUGCCACUUGACAGUAAAUUAAAAUAUUUUUCUUCAAAAAACAAAAAUACAAAUAAAAAUAUACAUGGAAAUGAAAGUGAAAAUGAGAAAGAAAACAAUAAGUAUUCAGAAAAAGAUUCUAAUAUAUCUACCCAUGUUUUUAGUGGUCAAUUUAAAAUAAAUAAUGCGAACAAUUACUAUACUGUUAAUUCAUUGCCACUUGAUGAUUCUAUAAAAUUAGAAAAUUCACCUUUUAAUAAAAGAAGUCAAGUAGAAUCAUCUGAGUUUUUAGAAUGCAAAAGUAAUUGUACACCUAACUAUUAA